Molecule: messenger RNA, 928 nt
Organism: Ostrinia nubilalis (European corn borer)
Lineage: Eukaryota; Metazoa; Arthropoda; Insecta; Lepidoptera; Crambidae
Gene: Mettl5
Product: rRNA N6-adenosine-methyltransferase METTL5
Exons: 4
Coding region: 1-645 (214 amino acids)
Biological process (GO): rRNA methylation
Molecular function (GO): rRNA (adenine-N6-)-methyltransferase activity; nucleic acid binding
Source: RefSeq, a predicted model, not a curated record
AUGUCUGCUGUAAUGAAGCUGAAGACUUUGCAGGGGCAUCUUCAAGAGUUGAAGGACUUUUCAAAGGCAAAUAUAAAACUUGAGCAGUAUGUAACACCACCUCAUAUUGCAGCUGUUGCAUUGUACUCAAUACAGACUCAAUUCGAUGCCUUGGAAGGAAAGCUGGUGCUAGAUGCAGGCUGUGGACCAGGAACGUUGGGGAUAGGUGCAGCCCUCAUGGGGGCAGCGGCCAUCACUGCGAUGGACAUAGAUGAGGGUGCCCUGGAAGUAUUCCAGGAAAACGUUGACGAUAUGGAAAUUACCAAUAUUGAAGCUGUACAAUGUGAUUUUCUCAAUGCUGAUAUUUUUCGGCUAGAAAACUAUUUUGACACUGUGCUAAUGAACCCACCCUUUGGCACCAAGAACAAUUCUGGGAUUGACAUGAAGUUCCUCCAAACAGCACUGAGAUUGAGCUCUGACAGUGUAUUUUCUUUACACAAAUCAUCUACAAGGGCCCACAUUCAAAAGAAGAUAAAAGAGUGGGGGGCGAAAGGAAGCGUCGUGGCAGAGCUCCGCUACGACCUGCCAGCCACAUACAAAUUCCACAAGCAGCAGUCGCGCGACAUCGCGGUCGAUCUCUGGAGAGUGUACCACCCUGAUUCUUGACACAAACUAAUUUUAUAGAUAAUAUUAAGUGUAAUUAGUUUAAUUGGUAAAUCUUCAUCAUUGACAAGAUCAUAAAGCAAGUCACAGAACUUGUGAUAUUAUUUUUAAUAUCUUUUUUAUCAUAAGUGAUUGUUCUGUUAGAACAAAUCGGAAAAUGAAGUUUUGUAUUUCCAUGAAUUACUUGUGAAUAUAUUGUACGUAAUUUGAUGUAUUUACUAGGGUAAACUUAAACAACAAAUUCAAUGAAUUGAUGAUAUUUGUAAUAAAAAAAUAUUAAUUACAA